Molecule: messenger RNA, 1335 nt
Organism: Amoebophrya sp. A120
Lineage: Eukaryota; Dinophyceae; Syndiniales; Amoebophryaceae
Source: the annotation of a GenBank genome assembly
GAGAUUUCUCCAAAGAGAAGAUAUAGGUAAUAAAUCUUUGUUCCACUGUAAUAUACUCAGGUCCUGACUCCUUGCGUGACAAGUUUGCCAAAAAAAAGAGCGCCAAUCUCACGUCAGCAGGUUUGCUAAAGUACAUACCACUUAACGAAGGGAUACCGCAGUUUUCUGCCCGUGUUCGCCCAAUUCAACGUAAUCUAGAAACAAAACCGAUCGCUCCCCCGUAGAGCACCAAUAUGGGCUUCGCUCUGGACCCGUAUAUGCCGAUCACGGCCGGCGUGGCGGUCGCCGUGUUGACGGGCCAUUGCGCCCUGACCAAGAUGAUGCAGACGGUGAUGUUUCGCCUGAAGCUCACUACCACCGCAACCCCGGAGGCGGAGCGCAACAAGGUCAAGGAGUCCACGUUUUUCAAGCGGGUUUGCUCCGCGCAGCUGAACGAGGCGGAGUACGCGCCGCUCUUCGUCGCCGGGUUGGGGUAUUUGGCUUUGCAGAAAUCCCCGUCCCCCACCGUCGCUACGCUCGCGGUGUUCGGGCAAAUCUCCUACUACUGGGCCCGGGCCUUCUGCGGCAACUCUACCGAGGGCGGCAUCGACCCGCCGCCCUACGUGCCGGGCGCGCUCGCGAGGUACUUCGCGCUCAUGCUGAUGGCCUGGGAAAUGUACCUGGUGGCCGUGUAAGGUGAGGUGGAAUAAAGUCUUGUACUUUUGAGGUCGAGCUACGAUGAUCUGGUAUCGAUUGGCUUGUGUCAAGCGACACAGUCUUAGACUUACUUUCCACACAGCAUGAACACCCGUUUAGUUCUGAUUAACGUCGUUUUACCCGUAUGGGCAAUUGAAGAAGAAAAAUAUUUGAAUCUGAUGCAGGUAUCAUCAAUUAUGAUUAUGAAAGAGAAAAUUUGGUGGCCGCAAUUUUUCAAAAAAUUGUUGAACAGAUGAUAAUGGAGUGGUUGUGUAAACAAAUAAGACAGGCGGCACUAGGUCAGCUCAGUCUAUAAUUUCGAUGAAAAAUAGCCUUUGCGAUCAACUAAGUUUUUUGCUUGUGGGCCAUGAAUUUUCAUCGAUUCACUCACGUCUCACUCUCGCAAGACCACUACACACGUGCUGGGCCAAGAAGAUGCUCAGCUCGGAAGGCGAGCUGCACUCACUGGUAGAAGUCACUGUGUUUUUGUUUUUGGUUGGUCAACCCGCAAAUCGCCUACGCUUCAGGCACUGACUUUUUCGUUUGUGGUACGUGCCAUGGUAGAAAACCCUUUGUAUCGUUUUCUUCUUUUCUGGUCGGAGGUUGUAUUGGCCCUCGUUUCGUUCAGGCAAAUCGUUUCCCUUGUGUAUAUAUUUAUAC